Messenger RNA from Varroa destructor (honeybee mite), 3924 nucleotides. RefSeq lists its product as uncharacterized. Lineage: Eukaryota; Metazoa; Arthropoda; Arachnida; Mesostigmata; Varroidae. The record is from RefSeq and is a predicted model, not a curated record.
CGCACGCCUUCGUAGAGGCCUCGUGGAGGUUACAAAGUUAUCAGAAAAUUGUAUUAAAAUUACACAGCAAUCUUUCGAGCUAAGAUUAUAGAUGAAAUUCGUUCUUGAAACAAUUUCAUGGAUAACCUAGAAAUACAAAUAAUUCCAAGAUGUUUCAUCUGUGGAAAAUCAAGCUUAUUGAUUGAUCAAACUAUUGCUGAUCUCUUUUUCGUGUUCUACUUUUAUACAUGCGAUAUUCUAUAUCCGAUAAUAAUAAAUUACGUUUAUAUAAAAAAAAACCACGUCAAACACCACGAAAGAUUACUUAUGAAACUGUCGACAUUUGGUCAGUCUCCUUUUGUUUCUUCUUUGUAAACUCUUCAAAGCUUGAAAUAGAUUAUCGAACUGAAUAUAGACUGUUUUCAAUAUAUUGUAGGUAGCUGUGUGCUACGAAAUCCAUUUGGGACCGUAGAUUCAAUACGUUCAUCGCCGAAUUUUUUUACGUGUCACUUUCUUGCAUGCUUUCAAAUGUGGCGCCGCGGUCACGUGGACCCUCACCACUGUGGCGGGUUCUCGCGAGUUAUCAACGAAAAAAGGAAUUGUCCGGCGACGGUAUUAGAAUUGCUUAAAAAAUAGUGCCAAUAAAUACGGGUAGGCGGAAAUUCAAUAAAAGUGCCUUUCGUGUGAAUGAUUAGUCAAUGUAUACGCUGUACAUCUGACGUUCAGCAAGAAGCUCGUGAUUCUCCAGUAGACGCCAUUUUCGGCCAGACCUACUGAAUGCGACGAUUAUACACAUUCUGCGCUUUUGGGGAGGACGCUCCAGGGCAAGGGUAACUGGUCCUCGCCUCUUCUUCGCUAGAGAGUGAGGGAAACGCGCGCUGCGACUGGCAGCGUUCAGUCAAGCCAUCCUCGGCGCUUCGAUUUCUCGAAACGUGCUUCGAGCGCGGCGUCCGUUUGGCGACGAAGCCUUUUGCUUUUAAGAGCGAGAGCGAGCGAGAGAGAGAGAGAGAGAGAACGAGCAAAUCUGAAUACCUCCGAGAAAGCUGAUGUGGGCGCGCCAGGUUCAACGAGUCGUAUAAGAACAGCAAGAGCUUAGCUCGACCUUUAAAAACUAACGAACUAUCACAAUUAUUUACAAAUUGACACAGCAUCACAGAUAUACUUCUCAACGGCACCGAAGCGUAUAUGAUACUUGUGAAAGUGUUUGAGUAUCUUAACGGAACUUUUUAACAGAAAACUUUAUUUAAUUUCGUGUUUUACAGUGAUUAGUGUGUGAUAUAAGUGGUAAACUACUACGGUGGCAGCAAACGAGUCGUCUACCCGGCUGACUGCAUUGCUGUCUACAACAAUAUUCAGUUCAGGACGAGAAUGAGGCUGUCGUCUUCAGGAAGAAUGUCGUCAGGUUAUCCGAGAUGGGUCAUUGUGCUUCUGGUAAUUGUCGUGGCCUGCAUGGCUCUCUCGGUUGACGCCGCUAAGGAGAAACGAGGCAGGAAGAGGAAGCAGGCGCUCGAGCCGAUGGACAACGAGACAGGAUCUAAUAACGAACUCGUGACAGGCGCCUGUCAUAAGGUAGCGCUACGUCGUUGCGGACAGAACUUCAUGAAAAUUUUCAACCUGGUUGACUACCUCGAUGGCAUGGAUCACUACAACGCACAAUGCGCCCUCCGCAAGGCGUUCUUUGCUUGUCUCGAAAAGGUUCGCCAAAAGCCUUGCAGACGCCGCCGUCAGUUGGCACCGAUCGAUGAGAAGAAAUUUACCGACAAACUUAGCGAGGCUAUAUGGGCAACCCGGGUGUGCGUUCUGGGCAUUCAGAGAGUCGAUGAGAUCCCGAGCACCCGGCAGCUCGUGUCCAGCCAUUCUCAAAAGAGACCCUCACAACGACAGUAACCCAACUGUCCUAUUAAUUGGCCACAUUAAACUGAAAUGGGCAUGGAAACUAUAAUCACUGACCGUACAGUUGAUCAGAACAGUCUACAGAUUGAAGAGAAUACAAAUCAACAAAGCAUUUGCCAUAAUCUAGAAUACGAGUAAUGACGUUUGCGCGAACAGAGAUCGUCUAACAGCUACCCACAAUAGCACAUUCUCUAUUAAAAUUUAUCACAAUCAUGUACGAACGAUCACAUGGAUCUGUUCCAUACAAGUUACAAGCAACACAUAACAGACAAGUGCUUACAUGUUUAUCUGUCUUCCUCCGGAAUAUAGUAAUAUAUAUACAUAUAUAUAUAUAUAUAAUUUUGUAUAUGACGCAUAUAUAUAUAUAUAUAUAUACAUAUACAAUCUCAUAAACUGCGCAUUCGUUUCUAGAAGAAGUUGUUGAACUUAACGUAGUUAGAACGCGGUACUAUUUGAAUUCGUACGAAACAUUGUUGCGAUUCUCUAUAAAAUAAACCAUUUUGUAAUAAACAGUGAAAAAUGAUUGAAGAGACAAAGACAUAAAUCCGAGAGUUUAAUAGUUAGCGUCAUUGGUAUAGUAAGCAAAUAUCUCAUGGGACCAGCUUUCAUCACGUAUUGCUAUUGGUUGUUAUCAUACUGACCUCUAACAGGUGCUUUUAGCAGAAGAUCAGCAAGCUGCCUUAAAGUCCUGAGUAGAUUAAAGGACUAGACGUUGUGUUAGGUCUAUUUAAAGCCGCCAUCGUUACAUUGAUCACCUUCCAGUUUAAGGCAACCCAAUAGUUCCCGUACGACAGGUCCAUCAAUCGCAACAAAAUCAGUCUCUCAUGUUUAAGGUCAUAUAAUACAGGCCAAUAGAAUUUCCAUAUGGAAGUUGACAAUAGUAUUUCGCGUAUGUUUUUAACUAGCGAUGGGGUUAAACACAGUGUUUGGAAAAACGAUAGCUGUAAAUUAGGAGUUUUCAGUUGACAUCGGUUUCAAUUUAACUUCGUCGUUUGUUUUCGUCUAGCGUCCAAAAGGAGACCGCACUCGCUUUUUUUUUUUUUAAAUAAUUUCUGAAUAAAGAACGCAAUAUUGAAGCAUAGACUUUUUGCCAUGUACGCAGGGAAAAACCAUUCAACAGUGCUGUUUGUUGGCAGUAUUUAUUGCAUUUCCUGCUUUGUGAUGCUAAAACAACUUGAAUGAAAAAUUUGAAGCACAAUGAAGAAAGUCUUGUACUAAGUUAUUCCUUUUAUUUCGGAAAUAAUACAUAUUAUGUAGUCGCUGCAAAGCCUCGUGGCAUUUACUACUAUUAUAGGUAGAAAGCCGUCGACGGUAGUAUUAUUUUUACGUAGAUAUAUUAUAGGUGGGAGUGGAAAAGUUCUUCCUGAAAGUCUAUCUCAGAUAUUGUAAGGUAGAAAUCGCAUAAUUUUCGCUACCUACUAAAAGUACUACCACUAUAACUGUACAAGAUGACUGUUGUUGCACCCAUUGAAAGAGACGGAAACAAUUAAAUAUGUUAUUACAGGUACGACACUAAAUCUAUAAUAAUGAUAAUGUUAUACAAAUGUGAUAUAUGAUGUACAUAAAUAGCUUGGUAAGUUACAACAACUUGAUACUGGGUAACUAUUAUUCGUUGAAAAGAAUACACAAAACAACAACAACAACAGAACUCCAGAACAACAGAACUCUCAAUAUAUAUAUAUAUAUAUAUAUAUAUAUAAACCCAGUUAACUUUCGUCAUAAAUGAUCGGUUGUUGUUCUUGGCUAAAAUUGAAGAACUUAACAGCUAGACCCGAAAACAAAAGGUAACUGCGAUUAUAUAAUUAGAUGUGCCCAAAUUCUCUAUCUAUCUAUCUAUAUAUAUAGAUCUGAAAGGGAAGCCACACUCAAAACAUGUACUGAUACUCUGCAUUUCAUAUGAUGUUGAACAGUCGACAAUAGAAACUAAAAAAAAGGAAUUAUAGAGGAAAAUGAGAGAGAAAUAAUGAUAAUAAUAAUAGUAACAACAGUAUGUCAUGUUAUAACAUAUGUAUUGUUAAUUUGUACUCAACAGUAGGUAAAUAAAGGAUUAAG